AUGGUGUUCGCCGCUUUGGGGCCCAUGAUCCGACGAAAGUGUCCCGAGGGGUUCGUCCUAACAGAGUGGACGCGCCAGCGAUACGGUACCGUCGCUAUGCUAUAUCUCAGCUUCCUGACGCUCGUCACGCUCUUUCUGUACAUGGUCGCCGAGCUCUCGGCGCUGGGACAAGUCGUCGAGGCGCUGACUGGGUUGGACAAGCUGCCCAUCAUCAUUGUCGAAUGCGUCAUCACGACCAUUUACACCUCACUCGGAGGCUUCAAAAUGUCAUUCCUCACGGAUGUGGUGCAGGGCGGAAUGGUCGUUGGCCUCAUCCUCCUCGCCACCAUCACGAUCGGCGUCAAGACCGACAUUAGGCCGGAUCUCAUUGACUCUUCGGGCCUCACCAAGCCAACUCUCCUCGGCUGGCAGCUUCUUUAUAUUCUGCCCGUAGCGGUCUUGACCAACGACUUCUUCCUCUCUAGCUUCUGGCUGCGGACAUUCUCGUCCAAGACGGAUAAAGACUUGUGGGUCGGAUGCUCCAUGGCCACAGUCGCCAUUCUGUGCAUUCUUAGCCUCGUCGGCUGUACCGGUCUCAUUUCUGCAUGGUCGGGCGCAUGGCCGGGCGAACCGGCCCAGCCAGGAUCUCUAUCAUUCUUCCUCCUUCUUCAGACCCUUCCCAGCUGGGUUGUCGGCAUCGUCCUCGUCAUGGUUGUGAGUCUUAGCACCGCAGCCUUUGACAGCUUGCAGUCUGCCAUGGUCUCAUCGGCAUCCAACGAUCUAUUCCGAAACCGGCUCAAUAUUUGGUUUAUUCGAGCCGGCGUUGUCGUCCUCAUCAUCCCCAUCGUCGUCGUCGCUCUCAAGGCCAGCUCGAUACUGCAGAUCUACCUCAUCAGCGACCUGCUCUCCGCAGCGACUAUCCCGGUCCUGUGCCUGGGCCUCAGCGAACGCAUGUACUGGUGGCGAGGCUUCGAAGUCGUCGUUGGUGGGCUGGGCGGCGUUUUUACUGUCUUCAUCUUUGGAACAAUCUACUACGGCAGUGCGCAGGAGGGAGCGAAUCUUCUGCUCUUGAAAAAUGGACUCUACGCGAACGACUGGGCUGCCUUUGGCGCCUUUGUCGCCGCUCCGUUUGGUGGCAUUCUCUGGGGAUUUGGAGCCCUUGCUCUGCGGUUGGCUUUCCAGUUUGCCUUGGCCAAAGUCCGCAAGGAGAGGUGUACUGCCCUUGACCCCCCCAUCUGCGCCCACGCGGUCGCUGGAGGCUCGGAGGUCGAAGGGGAAGUACUUUUGCCGAACUCGAAGCCUGGGAGGUUCUUCUAG
Molecule: messenger RNA, 1296 nt
Organism: Drechmeria coniospora
Lineage: Eukaryota; Fungi; Ascomycota; Sordariomycetes; Hypocreales; Ophiocordycipitaceae
Product: urea transporter
Exons: 2
Coding region: 1-1296 (431 amino acids)
Biological process (GO): transmembrane transport
Cellular component (GO): membrane
Molecular function (GO): transmembrane transporter activity
Source: RefSeq, a predicted model, not a curated record